GUUUUGGAUCAAGAGCAAUAAACGCGUUUUUUGAGAUACAUGACAAUGAACAAAUCGCGUGACGAGAAUACAACGUGAUAUAUACAUAUGUAUAGACAAGUACAUUUAUUGAGACACGUAGCACACACAUAUACAUGUGCGAAAUAUACUGAUAUGUGGUGGUAUCAGCCAGUAUCCGGCUUUCGCUAGUGUGCGCUGCGUGCGUACGUACAAAACCGGUGAGGAAUGACUAUUAAAGAUGAUGUACUAAAAUUAUUCAAACUGAAAUUAUUGAAAAAAAUCGAAGGAUGGGAGGGAUAAACUGGAGCGAAUUAUUUCCAGGAAGAUGGAGUCCUGUCAUCUUCAUUUCUUAUAUAGCUCUCUUUAUAAACCAAGGUAUUCUUGUGACAUGGUCUCAACGAAGUGGUCGUUAUGAAUACAACAUUGUGGCAGUUGUAUUAAUGACAGAAAUUUUAAAACUGAUCAUAUCCGCUGCACUUUAUUGCAAAGACAAUAGCAUCCUGACGCUUCUCCAAGAAACAGUGAAAAACAAAAAGGUGCUGCUGCUUUAUAUGAUACCUGCGAUUUUGUACUGUCUCUACAACAAUCUAGCAUUUGUCAAUUUGGCUAGAUUUGAUCCCACGACCUAUUAUGUUUUGUUGCAGCUUCGCGUUGUAUUCACAGGGAUUAUUUUUCAGGUCAUUUUUAACAAAAAAUUGACCGCGACGCAGUGGUUUUCUCUAAUAAUCUUAACAGUGGGUUGUAUGAUAAAGCACUUUGACGCCCACGUCCUUGGCACAGAAUUCCAUGUAGAUAUUUUUCUACUUUUAAUUCUUGUACAGACGACAUGCUCUUGCUUAGCUGGUGUAUAUAACGAGUACCUCCUGAAACGGCAAGGCGCGGAUAUUGACAUUUUUAUACAGAAUGUAUUUAUGUACAUCGAUAGUAUUCUCUGCAACGUCGUAGCAAUUGUUGCAUUAAAUUUAUUCAUGAACGGCGUGAAUAGCGAUACGUUGAGCAACGCCAAGAUUGAUAUGUUUCUGCAACCAAAAGUAAUCUUAAUUAUGCUAAAUAAUUCACUCGUCGGGAUAAUAACGAGUUUCUUCCUCAAGACUUUAAAUUCUAUACUGAAGACUUUUGCUAGUGCAGUGGAAUUGAUUUUUACAGCAAUUCUAUGUUGGAUUUUAUUCGGCAUACCUAUCAGUACGAACACCAUUGUUUCCAUAGCCAUGGUGAGCUUCGCUGUUAUUUUAUAUUCGAGAAAUCCUGUACAAAACACUCAGCCUAAAGAGUCAACGGAAAGCGCGAAGCUUCUGGUAUAAACUACAUCAGUAUUAAAUCUUUUUUAAAUAAUGAUGACUCGCAACCAAAAUAUAAACAAAGUGCACAUUACCAUUAGUGUUAAGUUGUUGAAAUGUUUUAUUGUAAUAUAAAAUGCUAUUAAUUUGAGACUGUGACUGAACGCUUGUGAAUAAAAAAUAUAUCGAUUUCUUUUAAUAAAUCAAUCAGAGGCAAA
Molecule: messenger RNA, 1495 nt
Organism: Pogonomyrmex barbatus (red harvester ant)
Lineage: Eukaryota; Metazoa; Arthropoda; Insecta; Hymenoptera; Formicidae
Gene: senju
Product: UDP-galactose transporter senju
Biological process (GO): pyrimidine nucleotide-sugar transmembrane transport
Cellular component (GO): Golgi membrane
Molecular function (GO): pyrimidine nucleotide-sugar transmembrane transporter activity
Source: RefSeq, a predicted model, not a curated record